AUAUAAUUGAUUUAGAUAAAAGAGUAGAUAUAAAUUUCUAGAAUUAUCCUAUCGUGAAACUUUAGUUGUACCAAUAAUAACAUCAGAGUUGAUCCUUGAAUAUUUAUCUCUUUCAAAAUUUAAUACUGGUUGGAAGUGUAAUAGAUUUUUAUUCUAAAUAAUAUAAGUUCAAUAGCAAUGGAAAUAAAUUUAUUGAUAUUAGUGUUCUAAUAUGGAUUCAAUCCAACAAUUUUAAAAGUGAAUGCCAUUAGAAAAAUCUAUGAAUUUAGAUCAAAUUUAGAAUUGAAAUACAGAAACAAGUUUAAAAUUCAUGAAUAAUUUUUAGAUUAUUAGAUGGAUCUGGAUCAACCUUUUUCCAUGGAACUUACAGUGAAAGUGAACUAGGAAGUAUUGAAUAAAUAUAAUAAAAUUAUUUUUAAUGAUU
Messenger RNA from Paramecium sonneborni, 424 nucleotides. The record is from the annotation of a GenBank genome assembly. NCBI's taxonomy places the organism in Eukaryota, Ciliophora, Oligohymenophorea, Peniculida, Parameciidae.